UCAGCUUUCACCCGAACCAGUGCUGAAGUUGUUCAACGUCAACUGGCGUAGUUUUGUGCGCGACGCGCUGUCAAGUCUUCAAUCGACUUAGCCAUGGAAAAUAAGUCGAAAAAUGGAAUGCAGAUCCUAGCUGGAUUGACGUCUACAAUGGCAAUGCUCACCUGCGGUUACCAUAUCAGUUGGGCAUCGCCGUCUCUGCCAAAACUCGAGGCGGCCGACUCUGAUUUAUACUUGACAUCGGAUCAGGGUGCAUGGUUGGUCAGCACACUCACGAUGGGGUGCUUCUUGGGUACGAUGUUAGCUCCUCCGAUAAUCGACAAACUGGGUAGAAAAAUGUCACUAUUGAUAUCGACUGUACCGAACAUCGUCGCCGGUAUUCUUCUCGCCGUGUCGACAAAUUUCUGGGGGCUCAUCGCCGCAAGAUUCAUCGCGGGCAUGGCUCUUGGUAUCCCGUUGAUAGCGUUACCGAUUUAUGCAGGAGAGAUAGCUACCGAUGAAAUGCGAGGGGCCAUCGGAGCGUUCACCAGUCAAUUGUCGAACGUCGGAAUUUUGCUCACUUACUCCGUCGGUCCGUGGGUGAACAGAAUGGGUCUUGCGGGGCUCGGUAUAGCGUUGCCCGUCCUUUUUUUCUCCGUUUUCGUCUGGAUGCCGGAGUCGCCUUACUUUUUGAUGACGAAGAACAAACGGGAACGUGCGAUAAAAAGUUUAAGGUGGCUCAGAGGAAUCGAAGACGUUAACGCGGAAAUCAGGAAGAUCGAAGAAAGUAUCGAAUUCGACCGGCGGAACGCCGGAACCAUCAAGGAUCUGGUGAUGGUACCGGGAAGUCGAAGGGCGCUUCUCAUCGUAGUGACUCUGAUGGUAGGUCAACAAUUGAGCGGCAUCGGUGCGGUGCUCGCGUACAGUGGUCUGAUUUUCGAGGUAGCUGGAACAAACUUGGACUCGAGCGUUUCGGUCAUUAUUCUUGGAUUUCUUCAAGCUCUCACCAGCGUACUGUGCAUUUUUAUCGUAGAUCUGAUGGGACGGAAACCGCUGUUGCUCAUCUCCGCUGCCGGCUCGGCCAUUUCUUUGACAGGAGUCGCUCUCUUCUUCCAGCUGGAAGCCCUUUGUAUGGACGUUUCUUCGAUAUUUUGGCUCCCGUUGACCGGACUGGGUGGAUACAUAGUCUCUUACAUGCUUGGCUUGGGAACGCUCGUGUUUGUCAUCACUUCGGAGAUGUUCGCCUACAACGUGAAGGCCGUAGCGUCUAUGGUGAUAACAAUGGGAGGAAGUUUUACCGCGAUGAUCGUCACGAAGCUUUACCAAAUGGUCGCCGACGCUUGGGGGAUCCACACUGCGUUUUGGGGAUUUUCCGGGAUUACGUUAUUCACCAUAAUGUUCAUUACAUUUUUCGUAUCCGAGACGAAGCAGAGAUCACUGCAGGAUAUUCAGAAACAAUAUCACAAGUCGACGGAUUCGAAAAUAGCGUUGAAGUUAUCCGACCCGUAAUGAAUUUCCGGGUGACACUCGUCUGCCAGUCUUGCUGCGGGGGUUUGAAAGCGAAUAAUUUUGACACAGCUCCUAGGUAAACACUGGAACGUUGAACUUGAAUCGUGUCCUUGGAUUCGAUGUACACGUAGUUAAUUUGCGCGACUAGCUUAGCCCUUGUUACGAUCGUCGUUAUUAUUCUCAUUUUUAUUCUCAUUUUUAUUCUCAUGUUGUUCACGUGGUCGGACAGAUAUAAUUAUCGUAAUGUGCAAAUUCCUUCCAUCUCGGGUAUAAGUGAGUUUCAUUAAAAGGGAAUCAAUCAUCCGCUCGUAAUUGUAAUUGGAGAAUCUUUCAUCGAGAGUCUGUAGUUACGGCUCUAUGAAUUCAUAAUUGAAAACUGUAUAUUUCAUUUAAUUUACCUUUUACGCCUUACGUAACUACGUUUCAUCGACGAAACCACUCGUCGUUAGAGAACGAGGAUGGAAUCAUGUUGCCGACGAUAUGAUCGUUCAACGCCUGUAAAUAAAAGUAAACCAAAACAAACGACUUAUUGUCUCGUGUUUACAACCUUGUAAAGAAAAAAUAUACACGUUCAUGCUCUUUAUUUCACGGUUGCAAACUCACCGAAAACUUGUGACUCGCAAAAAUACAUCGGUGUAAAAAAAAAAAAUAAUAAUCGCCUUUCCGCUGAUUUCCG
Molecule: messenger RNA, 2161 nt
Organism: Athalia rosae (coleseed sawfly)
Lineage: Eukaryota; Metazoa; Arthropoda; Insecta; Hymenoptera; Athaliidae
Product: facilitated trehalose transporter Tret1-2 homolog
Exons: 5
Coding region: 94-1485 (463 amino acids)
Biological process (GO): transmembrane transport
Cellular component (GO): membrane
Molecular function (GO): transmembrane transporter activity
Source: RefSeq, a predicted model, not a curated record